Lodderomyces beijingensis is the source of this 1440-nucleotide messenger RNA. The record is from the annotation of a GenBank genome assembly. NCBI's taxonomy places the organism in Eukaryota, Fungi, Ascomycota, Pichiomycetes, Serinales, Debaryomycetaceae.
AUGAUUGACCCCUUCAACGUUAACUUAUCCACGGAUACUAGCAUUGGCCAACAGGGCAACCCUUCGAAUGGCAUGGAUUCAAGCCUGCUCAGCUCCAGACCCAAUCCCUUUGGCAAGAUUGAUUUUCAAAGUAGUUUGCAACCACUAGGUGGCCACCAACAACAACAACAGCAACAGCAACAACAACAACAACAACAACAGCAACAACUGCCGCAGCUGCAUAUUGACCUCGACCCCCUCACUCAGCACCAACAGUUUCAGCCUCAACUGCAGCCACAAGCGCAAUCUGUGCAAUCAAGAUACCUCUACCCGUAUCAACAGCGCAACUAUGAGCCGAAAAAGAUUUGGAACACCACACCGGCAAGAUCGCAACCAGAAAACAUCAAGUUUCAGCAGUUGAAUCCGAUAAGAGAGUCCAUUGGCAGUGGUGGGUUCUUCAAUGACACCUCGACCACCCUAGAUGACACCUCGUUUGACUCCAGCUUCAAGCAAAACGAUUCAAGACUCGCCACGUCGCAACUGUCCAAAGGUUCACUUCAUCUGCAAGGUGUUGCCAGCAGCAGCUCUGGGAAUAAGUAUAUGAAAAACUCGUUGUUGAAUGCUCCUAGUUAUAUUCCCAUGCAGUACGGUGGUAAUGCUAUGAGCGGGAUCAGUAGUAAUAACAAUAAUGGGAGUGGCACUUCCAAUUACAGAUACCAAGCUUCUUCGUCUGCCGAUGCCAGCAAUAAUGCCGCUGUUGCUGCUGCUAGUGGUGGUGUCAGUGGUAGCGUUGGUGGUCCUACUGCUGCUGCUGGUGGUGUUGGUGGUGUUGGUGGUGUUGGUAAUCCUGCUGGUGCUGUUGGUAGUGCUGGUCCUGCUUCUACUCCCAGUCUGAAGUUUGGUGUGCUUGAGUUGGACAAGAGCAUCAAAAGGGAAACAAGUGAUUAUUGGAAAGAAGAGUUGAACAAAUUGAAAGCCGAGUUGCUUAUAAAGAACCAGAUGAUUAAGAAUUUGACCGACCAAGUCAACAUGAUGAACAAGAAUCGAGCCAACAAGACCUAUAUCGAAGUCAAGGACGACGAUGGAAGCUCGUCGCCAGUGGUUUAUCACGUGCCUUCCAACCACUACCAGUUAUUUCAAGACUUGUCAAAGACCUUGCAAGAGAAGAUCACGGAGCUAGACGAGACCAACGAAAGGUUAGAGAUUCUUUUGAUUUCGCAGGAUUUGGUUCAGAAGCAAGGUGGCGCCGCGGGCAUCAACAUUGAGCAGUUGAGCCAGAACUUGUUGUACAAGUUGCAGAAUUUGCAACAAGAGAACGAAGAGUUGAUGAAGAUGGUGAGUUUGGGGAGCAGGUCCAGUUUGAUGGUGGAAAUAGGGAUGUUGAGACACAGGGUCAGGGAGUUGGAGGAGAAACUCAAAACGGGCGAGCAGGAGAAAGCCACCACCGACAACAAGGGUUAA